Olea europaea var. sylvestris is the source of this 6938-nucleotide messenger RNA. RefSeq lists its product as uncharacterized. Bases 163 to 6723 code for a protein of 2186 amino acids. The record is from RefSeq and is a predicted model, not a curated record. Lineage: Eukaryota; Viridiplantae; Streptophyta; Magnoliopsida; Lamiales; Oleaceae. The transcript is spliced from 19 exons.
ACCGUGUAUAUGUUACUGUACUCUUCAUACUGUUUUCAAACUCUUGAUUUCCACUCCCAUAAUUACAAAUUCCAAAGACGGGUUGUACGUAUGGAUGAAUCAUAAAGAAACUGUAUUUUCUUUGAUUUUUCCUCUCAAUUCUUGUUUUAGCAACCGGCAGAGAUGGAUUUUUAUGUUAUGAAACGGAAAGAACUGCAGUCAUUAUGCAAGAAACACAGUAUCCCUGCCAACUUAUCAAAUCUGAACAUGGCCAAAAUGCUUUCAGAACUUUUCAAGGAAAAAGAAAAGCCUUUGAUUAGAGGGCGGUCAUGUUUAAAGGGGCCGGAUGAUAAUGUGAGCGAAACUGAAGCUGAUGUAGUUGGGAAUAAGAAAGUUAAGAAAGUAAGAUUUAGUCCAGACCAUGAAUUGAUUGAGUUUACGAGGUCCAGGAAGGUGAAAGGAAGAAGUAGGCGGAAAACGACGUUGGGAGACAACAGUUUGGCUGUUGAAAUUGUCAAUGGUGAGAAGGUGGUUGCGGAAAAUAUAAAUAUUCGGGGUCAAGUUACGAGAUCUAGAGGUCAGAAGUUGAUGGAUGGAGUAAAUGAGAAGAGAAGAGGGAGAAAACUGACAAAAAUUGACAACGUAAAAGAUAUCAUAGCUUCAAUUGAUGUAGAAACUGAGAAGGCGUGUGAGAAAAAAAUUGAUAGACCAGAUAGAGUUAUGAGGUCUAGAAGGCAAACAUUGGUCGACUUUUUUACGAAUGAGAAUAAUAGAGGGAGAAAUGAUGUGGACAACGAUGUAGUUCUUGCUACUGUUGAACAUGAAGAGAGUAGAGUUGUUAAUAGGAGGCCUUUGAGAAAUAGAGAGAUAGUGGAUCGGGGUGUGAAAGAAAAUGUGAAAGAGAAGGAAGAAGUUUUGGAGAGUACGAAAAAUGUAGAGGAAAAUGUGAAUUUUGAACCUCAAAUUGUAUUGAGGAGGUCUAGAAGGAAUGACAAAAAGGUUGAAGAUGAGAGUGCAAGGAAAUAUGAGAAUGAUAGGAGGCGAUGCUCGAGAAAAAAGCAUAAUGAAUUGAGAGUGGAAGCUUCAAAUUUGAAUGCAGACAAUGCAACUGAAACAGAAGUUGAGGUCAAGGGGAGAAUUGAAGUUGAAGAGGUUUUGUGUCUUGAAGACCCUGCAAAAGUUCAAUUGAGGAGAAGUAAUAUGCGUCAGAAUACAACAGUUUCACAUGGAAAGAUGGGAAAUGAUGAGCCUUUGGCAGUAUAUAAGGAUAUAAAUCAAAUGAGUACAAUAAUAGAAACGGGAACCUCUACUGAAGUUCUCAAAGAGGAUGUUAAGGUUGUCCAUCUUACAGGAGUUACAAGAAGGUCAAGACGUAGAACUAUGAUAUCCCAAUCGGUAGUGGAAACUCACAAAAAUUUGGAUGAUACAACAAUUGUGAAUGGUGAGUUGGGAGAACCUAUAAGGAAGCCAUGUCUUGUGCAGCCAGGUACAGCAAGAGAAGAGAAUACGAGGAGAUCAAGAAGGAUAGCUUCUAAACACGAACCUGCAAUAAUGAUGGGUGGAUUGGAUGGAAAAGCUAAUGUUCUAGGAAAGAACGAAGCAAGGAAGCGAAAAAGGUUCUGCGUUUCAGGAGAAGACGUUAUAAAGACUGAAGAUGACCCUACUGAGAAGCCUCUAAGACAGUCCUUGCGAAAUGCUAUUGGAAGUGAGAAAGCUACUCAUAUAGCUGUUAAGGGUAAAAUUGCUCAGAAAAGGAAGCAAAAAAGCAGAGUGGAGAUGUCUAAUUUGGUGGAAGCUUCACCAGAGGACAUGUUAGAAAUUGCAGAAUCAUUUUCUGUAGAUGCCCAGUUGUCCAUGCCGCAAGUUGAGGAAAUCUCUAACAAUGCAGCCUUUAGCUGUACUGGAAUUGCAAUGGAUAUUACGAGUGAUGCGAGACAGACAUCUGGUAGGAAAGCCCAUGGAAAGAUACGGGAUGCUUCUGUUGAAGUUAGUGCUGGCAGUUUUGAUACAAUGGAAGUUAAUGAUCCUAAAUUGGAAAUUAGAGAAAAUAGUUCAUCCUCUGAAAACGUAAUUUUGCAGAUUGAUAAUCCAGAAUGUAAUUUGGAAAUUUCCGUGAGCAAGUCUAAGGAGGUUGAGGACAAGUUUAAUGCUUCACUAGAAAUUGCGGUGGAGAAUUCUUCUGAAGACAAUAUCUCUAACACUAACAAGGAUGGGUCGGCAGCAGCCCUGUUGUUUCACCAAGCUGAGGAUUUUAGUUGCAUUGAUAUGCUAGGUGGCGGAGAACAUAUGAGCGACCUAAAUAUUACAGGAAAUUCAGGGUUUUCUAGGGUCAUUUCUUCAACUAAUGGCCUUUCACUCGUCAAUGAAUCAGAAUCCACAACUAAAUUGGAAGCGAUGGAGGCCGAUGUAGAUAAUGACGCUUACACGACCAUGCACCAAAGUUUGAAUGUUGUUGAAGAAGAAGUUGAUAUUUUGGAAGAUAACCUGGACCGUGUUGAACUAGAAGGUGUCAAUGAGCUUACUUUGCCAAUUUACAGCUAUCCCAGUGAUGUAUACCACUUGGCAGCAUCAAAUCAGGGAUUUAAGAAAGACAAUGAAGAUACUUGCACAAAAGCUACUGAAGAUGGUGUUCUUGAUCCGUGUGGGGAGACUGGACGCGAAACUUCCAUAAAAGAGAACAAAUAUGCUGAGGAUCCUGGAUUUUCUAUUAAGCCUGUUGCUGAAACUUCCCUUGAAACUAAUGUAUCCUCAAGGAUCAGUUGUGCUGAUCAUAUUGAGGGAGAUGCUAAUAGCAUGAAGGCUGCAAGGAUAUUGGAGGAAAGGAAGCUGGCAUUGAGCGAGGACGGGAUAUGUGCUGACACUGACAAUGUUUUUAUAGGAGAGGAUGCAUUUCUUCAUGAGACGCAGAAGUCCAUGGAGUAUGCUAAAAUUGGAGAAGGUGAACUCUCAAAGAAAUAUGGAUUUAUUGAGCCUUGUCAUGGAGACAAAUCUAACACGGCCAUUCCAUGGUAUAACAUAAUUGAAGAUCGUGGCAAAUUUGCCUCAGCUGGAGCAAUCUUGGGAAACAAUUAUUUAUCAUCUAGUGAUCAAUUUGAUGUGGCGGCAGAGGACGUUGAUGCCUUUGGGUUGGAGGGUGUAUCAGAACGAGAGAAGCAACCAUCAGGCACAAUAAAGGAAGAUCAAGAGGCUUACGAUAUGAUUGAGGAAGACAAAACCUUUGUUCAAGAGGAGAACCUUUCAGAUUUUGCUGAAAUUGUCAAAGAUGAAUGCUUUAGGAAUCGUGAGACUGCCCCUCAAAUUAGUAUUUCUAAUCUUUUUGAUGGUGAAAAAAGCGCUAGGACCAUCCCACAAGAUGCAGAUAUCUGUGAUGGCGAAGACUCCUUUAAGAAUGCUGAUAUGUAUAGCAAGAUUGCUGAUUCUCCUUCCAUAGCCUCCCAAGCCAUGUCUGGAUAUUGUACUGAAAUUAACAUCAGUGCAAGUAAAUCAUGUUCAAUGGAAGCGAGUCUGUUUAGACCAAAUACUGUUCAUAACUCCCUAGGCAGUGCAGGGCUAGAAUCACAUAAUGAAAAGAGAGAGGAUGGGAUUAACUCUACGAAGGAAUUAUACGCAGAAAACAGUUUGUCAAUUAUACGAAAAGAUGCUGUAGUAGGAAGGACCGUAGAUUCUGAUAGGAAGUGUGAUGACAUCGUGAAAAUCGAUGCAUCAGUCAGCAAGGACACUGGAGGAGAAGAGCUUGUUGCUGUUGGCUCUGGAGAAAAAACCUGGUCCAAGCAGAGUACUGAUAACGAAAUAGAAAUCCUUCUGCCCAUCAGUUGUUCUCAGCAAGGUCCUGCUGCUGUUGACAAGGACAAAUCAUUUCUUCUAACCACUCCUUUUAAAAGCAGAGACGCAAUUCCGGUUGGAGAGUCGAAAAGUCUACUUGCAAAACAUGUUAAUGCUGCAAACGUUAUACAAGAGAAGGAAACAGCUUUGAGUAUUGGAAGUAAAACUGCAGAUUUCGCGGCAUCUGUACGCACAAUUAUUAGCAAGGAAGAUGAGGGAACCCACAAUCAAGCGAAUGAGAGCUCUAAGGAUGAUGAAAAUGAGCCUGGAAUGCUAGUAAAUUUAUUUGCUACGCCUGUUGGUAUUGCAAAUGCCAUCCAAAAGAAGGAAGCUUGGAGUAUUGGAAGUAAAGCAGCAGGGUAUACCAUGUUCAACCAGACUACUAGCAAGGGAGCUGACGAGAGCUUCAAUGAAGACAAGAAUGCCAAUAAUGCAAACCAUAGUGAAGGAAAACACACAUAUGAUCCUGCAGAAGUUGUGGAUGUAGACAUACCAAUGGAUAUUGAUUGCAUUAGAAUGGAGUUUGGAAGCCAAUUUAGAUUGGCGACAGGAAGUAUGGAUUCUGAGAAAAUUGAUGCAUCUGUCAGCGAAGACAUUACAGGAAAAGAGAUUGAUGCAGGUGGCUCUGGAGAAGAAAGCUGUUCGAAGCAGAGUAAUGCUAACAGAAUAGAAACACUUCACCCCAUUACUGGUGCUCAGCAAGCUCCUGCUACAACCAAUGAAGAAUUAUUAGUUCCAUUCGCAAUACAUGGUGAUACAAACGCUAUACCAGAGAAUGACGCUUUGAGUACUGUAAGUAAAACAGCAGGGGAAGCAAUGUCUUUACACAGUACUAUUAGCGAGGGAGAUUAUAAAAUCCUCAGUCAAGUGAAUGAGAGCCCCGAAGAUGAUGGAAAUAUGCCAGGACUACUAACAAACCUAUUUGCUACCCCUCUUGGUAAUGCAAAUAUUAUCCAAAAGAAGGAUGCCUGGAGUACUGGAAGUAAAUCGGCAGGGGAUAUAAUGUCUUUGGACAAGACUACUAGCAAGGGAGCUGACCAGAGCAACAAAGACAAGAAUGCUCCUGCUGCAACAGAUGACUUUAAAUGUCCAUUUGCAACAAGUGUUGGUGAUGCAAACACUCUACAAGAGAGCGAAGCUUUGAGUAUGGAAAGUAAAACAGCAGCGGAGGCAACAUCUGCACACAGUACUAUUAGCAAGGGAAAGUAUGGAAUCCUCAGGCGAUCAAAUGAGAGCCCUGAAGAAGAUGCAAAUGAGCCAGGACUGCUUAAAGGUCUAUUUGAUACCCCUGCUGGUGCUGUAAAUACCACCCAGGAGAAGGAAGAUUGGAGAAUUGGAAGCAAAGCGGCUGGGGAUACAAUGUCUUUGGACAAGAAUGCUAGCAAGGGACAACAUGGAAUUUUUAGUCAAGCAGAUGAGAGCUUCAGUAAAUACAGAAAUGAAAUCGGGGAUGUAGCUAUGUAUAUGGAUAGUGCUUGCAACAAACUUGGAUUUGAGAGUUACAGCCAAAUGAAGUCUCACAAUACAGAUGAAGAGGAAUGUAGAAUUCAAAUUGAACAUACUGGCAAUAUGGUGUCAUAUAAAGAACAUGAAUUCAGUAAUCUCUUUGAUACACCAAUAGAUAGCACUAAUCCUGGUCCACCAAAUGAAACCUCCUGUCAUGGACCUGAAAUAGCAGAUGUGACUAUGUCUGCAGACAAAUUUGUGUCCAAGAUGGUUAGUGCUGAAUUCUAUAACAGGAAUUUUCAAGAAACAGAAGGAGAAAAAGAAAGCAAGAAUGAGAAAACAGUACAAAAAUGUGCAGUUCAACAAACUCCCUCUCAAGAAGUAUCUGAAACCAGUUCUGAUGUGGGCUCGGAAGAUCUACUUAAAGUGCUGUUUGCAACACCAGUCAAAAGUGUUACAUCCUGGAAGGAGAAUCAAACUUCUGGAAGUAAUGCAAGUGCAAUAGAGCAGAAUGCUAAUAGCGAAAUGGCCAUGGAGCAAAGUGCUGGGUGCCACGAACUAAAUGAACGUUCAGACAAUGGUGAAACUCCCAGCAUAUCUGCAGAGGCAAAGGAGAUGAACAACAUUUUUCAAAAUGUGGAUGAUAUGGAUGAAGAUUAUGGUGCUGAAUCCCCUAUGUUAAGCUAUUUGGAAAUGCAUGUACCCCUUAAAGAAAAUAAAGAAGUGGAAAACUCAGGGGCAGAUACCUUGAAUUUCAAUUUGGUACAUGGUCAUUUGAAGGAUAGCACAAAGGUUGAAGAAAAUUCAACUGCUAUGCUCAUCAAGCAGCAAUUUGCAAUGCCAGAUCGUCAAUCAGAAGAAAACAUUGAGUUUAGGAGUAGCAGCCGUGCUGGUUCAGUUUUGCCUGUCUCUCAAGAAAGCUUGAAGGAAAGUAAUGUAGCCGAUAUCAUUAAAGCAUAUAUCGAUUCUGAAUCUACUAUAUCAGUUGGCGUUGAUGAUCCGAGACAUGUUGCAGAAAGUAUUGAUAAUGAACAUGCUAACUUGGUCGAGCCUCAAGCACAAUCUCAUCUUAAACCUGUCAUUGCUGAUGAGGAAAAUGAUAAGCAUACAAUUGAAAAUAAAACUAGAAAAGUGGAAGAAGAAAUGCAGUUGGUUGAAUCUGCUCGCGAGUCAAAGGAAGCAUACACUGAUCUUGCUAAAGAUGGAGAUUAUGCAGCUAACAAUGCAUUGAUAUCGAGAAAGAAGAGCGACUCGAGCAGGUGGGAUAAUCAAAAUGACUGCCAUGGCUCAGGAUCCCAGCUGCAUUCAACUGCAAAUAAUUUAAGAACCAUUCUAAUACAUGGAACACCUAAUAAAGCUAUCAUGAGAGGCAAUAUGAAAGAGAAUGCACCAGAUAGCAAGAGGGACAAUAUUGGUAACUUAACAAUUGUGAGACCAGCUAAAAGACGUGCCUUGCAGGAUCUUCAAUGGAAGUAGAGGUUUUUGAUUUCCCAUUGUGUAAUUUAUGUAUUUGGAUAAAAAAAAAAUUUAGGAAUUACUAUAUAAGAAAGCAUAUCUCAUGCCUAUAUUUUCGUGAACAUGUCUAUGUCCACUUCGUAUCACUAUUUUGUUUAUUGAAGACCCCAACAAUUCAGUGACCUUUUGUGGAUGAUUUGAGUUCUGAAUUGAAUAUGCUUCGCUUUCUCGUUCUA